UAUUUAAUUUCAAUGGGAAGGCCCGGGCGUCCACGUUAUACCUAUGCGUGCUCGUUCACGUGUCAAAGACGCACAUGUACGCAUAACCGAGAGCGCUAAUAAGGGCGGCAGGUUCAGGUUCAGGUUCUGGUUCUGGCUGGAGCUAGAGGGCUUUGAAGUACAGCAUGGAAAAGCAAACGCAAUCCCAAAACACAAUAUUCUCAAGGCUCAAUCCGCCCCAGUAUGAACACUUGAAGCCUCUUUCCUCAUAUUCGAGGAUGAUCACUUGUGACCAAUCUUCCAGCCUCCAUCAAGCUGGUGAAUUUUCGAAUCCAUUUAUUAAUUUUAAAAUCGAAGUAGUCAACAUUGGGGCAAAUAAAAGAAAAUUGGACUAUUCCAGUUCUGAUGAUGGUUAUGAAACGCCAGCAAAGUUGCCCUAUAGUCCAACAGCUUUGUCUCCGGACCUUGGGUGUUUCAUGGACUACUGCAGCCCUGCCGCAAGCCACGAUUCAGUGCCACCUGUUGCCAACACCAACCCUGCAUAUUUAGAGGCACAAGGCGCUAGGAGUGAAAUAAAACAAACCCGGCACUUUCGGCAGCUCUCGGAUCGUGUGGGAUCUGGGUCAUCAACAGAUCCAAGGAGGGAGCAGGAGACUGUACCCCGCAAUCUGAAGAAUGGGAGGGUCCUCGUAAAUGCUGCGCCUGCGUUUGACCAUGAUGUUAAUGACAUCUUGUGCCUCAAUCCCUUUAGCACUUAUACAGCUGGGGAAAUUUCAGACAAAGUAGACGCCUCUAAGAAUCCAGCUGGUAACACAUUUCCGAGGAAGCCCCUCUUAAUUCCCACUGUGGCACAUGGAAAAGGGAAGGAAACAAGAGCUGGGCAAGUCGAAAAAGGACAAGGGGAGCUGAGGAAAGUGAAGAAAGAAAUGUGUGUCACUUUGAAAGACAUGGCAGAAGAUAAAGGAUAUUUCACCAUGUCCUACAGAAAUGAGCGUAAAGCUGGAAAGACCCUCCCUCAGCCAAUAGCCCGCCGGCCGCCCACAGCUAACCCCGUCCCCCUGCUCCGGACAGUGGAGACUGAACCGCCAGAGGAUGAAUGUCAUCCUGAACGUUUAUCGGAGCCGCGGUGUCGCGAUCAAGCCUUGGUGUCUGGACAGUGCUUUUCCUUCACAGAGGAUGUCUUGUGUGGUACCGUGGGGAGAUUGACGGAGCCUGUGAACUUUCCUGUGGAGUCUUUAGAAGGUGAAGAUGCUGAGUUGUGGCGUAUCGGUCCACCUGUGUUUGAAUCAUCCAUAUGCCAGAGCGUGACAGUGGAGUUGGAUGCUGCUAGUGAGCAGAAUAGGCAGGUGUCUGAGAAGGUGCAGGUUGGUGCGACCGGGACUGUUCAUGAGUGUCAGGACUCACUCAGUGGACAGGGCACCACUUUGGACACGUCCUACGAGACUACAUUACCACUCCAAGUGCAGGUGAAAUCAAAAGUGGUCCUUUCCAACCAGCACACCAGCAAACCAAAAGCCCCCCUCCCCGCGGGGUCCAACACUAAGCCAACGAAGCCAAACGAGGACACAGCUGGUCAGACGGCCAAAUGUAGAGCAAGGAAAAGGCCUGUGGUGUUCAGCAGGGAGGAGGACUGGGAGGUAGAAAAAAGGAAGUAUGUCAAUUCAGUUAUCAGCCACAUGAACGAAAAACCAGGAGCAGCUAAAGGUGUCCUAUUUGAGCUGAGCAACCUGAUGACCAAUGUGGCCGAUGAGAACAUGAACAGCAAAGAGUGGCAGCAUCCGUCAGAUCUCUCAUGCAGAAACUACCAAAAACAUCUCGGAAGCGCACCACCAAAGAUGACCCUUAACAGCUGGAUGGCCAAGAACGGUGUGACAUACAGGCGGUUUGAGAACGUCCCAAAGAUCUUUGAGAGGAGUUACGUCCAAUAAGUCGGGACGUUUGGACGGACUAAACGAAUUGCACUUGCUGGACUGAAAUCCAGUGUGUCAUGUUGUCUUCAUAAUAAUAAUGACGAUUGCACAGUUUUUCUUGUUUAAAUGCGUGGUUUGUAUUGUCAGUUUGAAUGUUGCUGUGGUUUUCUUUUGACUAUGCAUGUACCUUUUUUAUAUAGAAAGUGUUGCACAGGCUCACAGACGAGUGUGUUGAAUUUAAUGGCAUCUUGCACCGACAUAGCAGAUAGAACCAAGUGAAUAGUUCUCCUUACCAAGGCUUUCUAAACUACAGUAGGUAACGGAGUCCGUCCGUUCUGUUUGAAAAUGAAGCCUCAUUUUUGUUACCGUGUUCUGUUCACUCUACAAUGCAAGGAACCUCUCGGUGUGGGCGAUGUCAAUUGAAUAAUGUAAACCUGUACAGAUCGUAGGCCUCCCUGGUCGUACAGAAGGCAGAGGUGUAUGUGUGUCAGUGAAGGCCUCGUGCCACAUGCUGUGCAGGCUUGCGGGGCGCAUGGCCCCACACCUUCUGUUUGUUUUUGGUUUUUUUUCUUCACGAUCAGGAGUCAUGAGUGGUAUCUCUGCAGUGAAGAAGCUGUUUGUGUUCUUCUGACAGGCCUCACAGCUUUUCUGCAACUCUGUCGGGUGUUGUCAAAACAGACUGCACUACCGAGAACAAAAGAGACGACGAGGUAGUAUCCACGCAUUGUCAGCCAUAAUAUCCCCCAGCAGCCUUUUCUGUUUCUGUUGAGCCAAACAGUCAGGGCUUCUCUCGUAUUGACACGCAGUCAAACAAAUAAAAAUCUAAUGUUGGACUUGAGUAAGCUCUGACUGAUUUGUUUUUCGCUGCUCAAGCUUAAUUGAUUCCACAACUGGCUGACUCGACGGUAAAUGCAUUUGCUUUAAACCGUGUGGAAUCUUUCCACAGGACGUCUCUCUUUCAGAAACAUUUGAUUCCUCCUCCUCGCUCAUGGUAAACUGUAUGUCUCUGUUUUUUCGUUUUUUGUUUUGUUUUUUUGAUGGAGAGAGGGACUGACAGCUGACUCCUGGUAAAGUUUGAGCUUCACAUGUAUUAUUCACUAAAGGAAGGACCUGUCUGCUGGGGUCUCACAACACUGUUACCACAGAAAUGUUUCAUUUCUCUUACUUUUGACUAGUUUUCGACAACCUCAACACGUCAUCGUUCCCAGUUAAGAGCAAACAAACUUUCUGGAAAAUAUUAUAUAGUUUUAUUUUAUUUAAGCAUACACAAGUAAGCAUACACCAUGUUCUCCAUAAUUGAAGUUGUGUAACCCUGUGCAUAAUAGUUAAACCAUGCUAGCCCUCAUUAAGCAAUGACUGCUGUACACUCCAUACAAUGAAUAUAAACAUGAUAGCACUAAUAAAGCUUCAUUUUUCUAAA
Messenger RNA from Mugil cephalus (flathead mullet), 3309 nucleotides. RefSeq lists its product as uncharacterized. Bases 165 to 1907 code for a protein of 580 amino acids. The transcript is spliced from 6 exons. The record is from RefSeq and is a predicted model, not a curated record. Gene Ontology annotation, molecular function: calcium-dependent protein binding. Lineage: Eukaryota; Metazoa; Chordata; Actinopteri; Mugiliformes; Mugilidae.